Pogona vitticeps (central bearded dragon) is the source of this 3824-nucleotide messenger RNA. RefSeq names its product OCA2 melanosomal transmembrane protein (gene OCA2). Gene Ontology annotation, cellular component: melanosome membrane. Gene Ontology annotation, biological process: melanocyte differentiation; melanin biosynthetic process; transmembrane transport. NCBI's taxonomy places the organism in Eukaryota, Metazoa, Chordata, Lepidosauria, Squamata, Agamidae. The record is from RefSeq and is a predicted model, not a curated record.
AUGUACUUGGACAGCAAAGAGGAUAGUGCAAUCUCCAGAAGAGUAGAUAUGGAGCUGACCCAGGCCUCUGGCCCCCAGCAUGUGGAUUUGCUUAGAGCAGUGGAACCUAUUUCCAGCAAUUUUAACGAAUUGAAUCUGUUGAAGGAGAUGAUGGCUGUUCAGAGAGAAGUCCAAAAGCCCUACCCAAACAAUGCACCAGAAACAGAUAGUCACAUCACACUGGAGAAAGAUUUUAGCCCUCUCACCAUGCAAGAGAGGUAUCACUUCACUUUCCCUAAAUUCUUCAGCGCAAGACCAAAAAAUGGCUGCUUCACAGAGAGGACCCCUUUGUUGAAUGCUUCCAUGGAAGCGAAUGGGUUCAUGGCCGUUCAUAACACUGAUUUUACCACAGAUGAUGACUCUUGGGAAAACAGCUCUGCUGAAUUUGAGCAUAGGUCUCAUCCGGGAAGUGAAAUGACCAGUUUGUCCAGAUCCUCCUCAAAGAAAUCCGAAAUGCUGGACAACUUUCAUGUCAAAUUCAAUUUGUCAAAGAUGAGAUGCUGUUUAAGAUUCCUAAAGGUUUCUGGCCUUUUUAUGUUUGUAGUUCUAUGCUCCGUUUUAUUCAGCAUUCAUCCUGAAAACGGAACACCUUGGCAGAUGCUGGCCGUGUCACCUAUGGAGAGCUAUACUAUGAACUUCAGCAAUUUAGGUGAUUCAGCCCUCUUAAAGAUAGAACUUGCAGGGCCUUUUGAAACAAAUCGGCGGACAGAAGAUUAUGUUGUCGUUCAAAUUAGACAAAUAGAAGAUUCUGGGCCUAAAAGGAGACGUCAGCAACAUAUCUUACACAACUGGACUCUACCUUUAAAUCUGAGAACAAAUGAGCAAGUGAUGGUGUCCAGAACAUUUGAGAUGUCAAACAGCACUGAAGAAACUUCCAUAAGUAUCCAAGCUUUUCUUCAGGAAUCAGAAAUCGUUCCCCUUUCCUUGAUGUAUCAAUAUCUUCAUGCAGAUAUAGAAACUCAAGUGACAAUUGCAUCAGUUAUUUUAGCAGGUGUUUAUGCGCUGAUCAUUUUUGAGAUUGUUCACAGAACAUUAGCAGCGAUCCUGGGUUCCCUUGCUGCCUUAGCAGCUUUAGCUGCAAUUGGUGAUAAGCCGAGCCUGGUCAAAGUAGUGGCAUGGAUUGAUUAUGAAACUCUGGCCCUUUUGUUUGGAAUGAUGCUUCUGGUUGCCAUCUUUUCUGAAACUGGAUUUUUUGAUUAUUGUGCGGUAAAGGCUUACAGGCUUUCUCGAGGCAGAGUGUGGGCCAUGAUUAUCAUCCUCUGUCUUAUUGCUGCAAUUCUUUCAGCCUUUUUGGACAAUGUUACUACUAUGCUCCUCUUUACUCCAGUAACUAUAAGGUUAUGCGAAGUGCUUAAUCUUGACCCCAGACAUGUUCUAAUCGCUGAGGUAAUCUUCACAAACAUUGGAGGGGCUUCUACAGCUGUUGGGGACCCACCAAAUGUGAUCAUUGUUUCAAAGCAGGAACUCAAGAAGUUGGGAGUGGAUUUUGCUGCAUUUACAGGACACAUGUUUGUUGGAAUUUGCCUUGUACUUCUGGUCUCUGUUCCUUUCCUAAGGCUUCUCUACUGGAACAAAAAACUUUACAACAAAGAACCAAGUGAGAUCGUUGAACUGAAACAUGAAAUCCAUGUUUGGAGACUGACAGCACAGCGAAUUAAUCCUGCCAGCAGAGAAGAAACAGCUGUGAAGUGCCUCUUAAUGCAAAAGGUUUUCACCCUGGAACUCUUGCUGAAGAAAAAGCUCAAAACAUUCCAUAGACAAAUCUCACAAGAAGAUAAAAACUGGGAAACAAAUAUUCAGGAGCUGCAAAAAAAGCACCGAAUAACGGAUAGGAUGCUUCUUAUCAAAUGCCUGACUGUUUUAGGAUUUGUUAUCCUCAUGUUCUUUCUCAAUUCAUUUGUUCCAGGAAUUCACCUAGAUCUAGGGUGGAUUGCUAUGUUGGGAGCUAUAUGGCUUCUUGUGUUGGCCAACAUUCAUGACUUUGAGAUGAUUUUGAGCAGAGUGGAAUGGGCAACUCUCCUUUUCUUUGCAGCACUGUUUAUUUUAAUGGAGGCAUUGGCUCAUCUUCAUCUAAUAGAAUACAUAGGAGAACAGACAGCUUUGUUAAUAAAGACGGUGCCUGAAGACCAACGCUUGACGGUUGCUAUCAUUUUAGUCCUCUGGGUCUCUGCUCUGGCAUCAUCCCUAAUUGACAAUAUUCCAUUCACUGCUACAAUGAUCCCUGUACUUCUCAACCUGAGUCAAGAUCCUGAAGUGAAUUUACCUGUGAAGCCCCUGAUAUUUUCGUUGGCCAUGGGUGCAUGUCUUGGAGGUAAUGGGACAUUGAUUGGAGCAUCUGCAAAUGUCGUUUGUGCAGGAAUUGCAGAGCAACACGGCUAUGGCUUCUCUUUCAUGGAAUUUUUCAGGUUGGGUUUCCCUAUGAUGAUCAUGACCUGUAUCACUGGAAUGUGCUAUCUCCUUGUUGCUCACGUUAUAUUGGGUUGGACCUAAGACUGUGUUUUAUUAAUUUAAUAUCCAUCGCCAUACUAAAGACCAAAAGGCACAUUCAAAACAUCUUUAAAAGACUGUAUAAAAAGGAAGGGAGGAAGAAAAACAAUUUGGAAACAAACACACAAAGUCUUUUACACUGCCAGUUGAGACAAUGCUUUGUUUAUGAGCAUGGGAAUUCCUCCUUGUAUGUUCUCCCGUUCAGUUCAGUGGAGAAAGCCACUUUUUUGCACAUUACAUCACGUGUCUGUCUCUACUGUAAUAAACAAGGUCCAUGGUCAAGUCAAAUGAUCGCUACUUUUUAAUGACUGGCAGCUAUAUAUAUGAUGAUGAAAAAGAGCUAAAUUGUUGGGAUAUGUGAUUCAAAGAUUUCUGUGCAGCAUUUGAUAGGUUGUACUAUCUCAGACACAAGUAGAUGAACUGGGUUUUGAACACAAUAAAAUAUACAGACCAACUUCAAAACAAAAACUCUGUUAGAAUGCUCUCCUUUGAGAUGUCAAUUGAUGUGCAGUAUAAAAUCGUAUAGCUGAACAAAAGCUGCAUCCUCUGAUGGCAUAGGUAAUGUGUUUGAGAUCUCAGCCAAUGUCCAGUGUGCUCCUUGACCACCUUAAAGAGCUUUUUAUUGUAACUGAAGAUUUCCAAAUAGAAUUGAAAAUUGUUGGGACUGAGUCAAAUGCUUUCCGGGUUCACUCCCACAACCUUCCUUGCCCCUCCUUUCCCUGUGUUUCCACUGGCCACUUUUAAAUGGCUUCAUACAUCCUCAAGAUUGUGGCCUACCAGGCAUUGUGCACACAAUGAAACAGCAUUACUGAGAAGUUUGUCAGAUUUGGUUUUUUGCUGACAUUGACAACAACUAGGAUGGGGUCCAGCUUCUUUCAGAAGCCCUACAUCACAUAUCACUUCAAAAAAAGUUGCUUUUGAAUUGAAUGCCCCCAAUCAGCCAGAAAAGAUAAGUUUAUUUCAAUGGUGAAAAAGGACAUUUUAUGAAAAAGGUGCCCAUGUUUGGCUCAAUUGUAAUUAAUAUUAAAAGAAUUGGUGAGACAUUAAUAUGACAAAGGGUUAUAUAUUUCUCCUGAAAUCAUGUAUUACCAUAUUGGACGAAGCCACAGAUAAAAUUCUCUACUUGCUAUUUCAGAUAUUCAGUAAUUUCUCACUGGGCUUCCUUUGUCAAUAUAUUUAACUGUUUGUACAAAAGCAUCAGAUAUUCAGCCUGUGCUCGCUGUAGUAGAUAAGUAAAUAGUCAAGCUAUGCAUAAUGAAAGAUACAUCAUUGUCUGUUUUGGAAAUAAAUCCAUUCAA